UAUCACUUAUACGUACACAAAGCCAUGGUUCAGAUACAACGGGUCAAACCCGAUCCAACCCAACCCGAGCACACUCUUGGCCAUAACUCACUUAAAAAUGAAAAUAUCUCCCUUGUACACCACAAUUUGUGAAAUUGACAAGCAAACUAUAACGGGACCACGUAUUUUGUACACAAUUCUUCCAUCCACAAACACAAUAAGUAGUUAUUUUAUUCACUCCACAAUAAAUCCAAUAGCAACAACAACAAUGGAGGCCAGCAAAUGGACGGCGGCGGCGGCGAGCAUUUGGAUCCAGUGCAGCUGCGGCGCCUCCUACGCCUUCGGCAUCUACUCUCCGAUCCUCAAAUCCUCGCAAAACUACGACCAAUCCACGCUCGACACCAUCUCCGUCUUCAAGGACAUCGGCGCCAACGCCGGCAUCCUCUCCGGCCUCCUCUACGCCGCCGCGCCGAGGACGUGGAUCGUGCACGCGGCCGGCGCCGCGCAGUGCCUGAUCGGCUACCUCUUCCUGUGGCUGGCCGUCACGGGCAAAAUUCCGCAGCCGCACGUGGCGGCCGUGUGCCUCUUCAUGUUCCUGGCCGCGCACGCGCAGACGUUCUUCAACACGGCCAACGUCGUCACCGCCGUCGAGAAUUUUCCGGGGUAUAGCGGCACCGUCGUCGGGAUUAUGAAGGGCUUCCUUGGCUUGAGUGGUGCAGUUAUCAUACAAGUUUACCAAACAUUAUUCCCAGAAAAACCAACCACAUUCCUCCUCAUACUCGCCUUGGCCCCGUCCCUCCUCUCUCUCGCCCUCAUGUACUUGGUCCGAGCUCAUCCCACUUCCUCGGCAGAUCACGAUAAGGCAUACUUGAACGGCUUCUCACUCAUCUCCAUGGUCGUUGCCGCGUAUGUCAUGCUACUAAUCAUUUUAGAAAACGUUUUCGUCCUCGCCCCUUGGAUGCGCGCUCUCACACUGACGAUCCUCUUCCUCAUCCUCUCCUCGCCCCUCCACGUAGCCGUCAAGGCAAACAAACACGAAGCAGAGAAACGGAGUUCACUCCCCAGUUUGAAGGCCCCUCUGAUAGUGGACAAUGAAACGAGAAAACCAAACGAAACCAAUGAUCACGAGAUGAACCUCGUUCAAGCUCUCCGCACUCUGAGCUUCUGGCUGCUGUUUGUUGCCAUGUUGUGCGGGAUGGGGUCAGGGCUCGCCACGAUCAACAACAUCAGCCAGAUCGGGGAGUCCCUGGGCUACACCGCGGUGGAGAGGAGCACACUAGUGUCACUGUGGAGCAUAUGGAACUUCCUUGGCCGGGUCGGGGCAGGGCUCAUGUCGGACACCUUCCUUCACAAGAAAGGCUACUCGAGGCCGUUGUUUAUGACUGUGACUCUGGCAGCCAUGACUGCUGGCCACGUCAUCAUUGGAUCGGGUUUCCCAGGAAACCUGUACGUGGGAUCCGUGUUGGUCGGCAUCUGCUACGGGUCGCAGUGGUCGCUUAUGCCCACCAUCACCUCUGAGAUAUUCGGGGUGCGCCAUAUGGGGACGAUAUUCAAUACGAUCGCCAUUGCUAGCCCUCUGGGGUCGUACAUAUUUUCCGUUAGGCUUAUUGGGUAUAUAUAUGAUAGAAAUGCGGGAGAUGAGAGUUCUUGCAGUGGAACUCACUGUUUCAUGUCAUCUUUCUUCGCUAUGGCGGUUGUAAGUCUUUUUGGGUCGCUCGUGGCAUUAGGGCUGUUUGUCAAGACGAGGAAGGUUUAUGCUCGGAUCGCGCAUUCAAGGAUGUUGGCUUGAUUUUAGUUACACUACAAAAAAAACUGUGUCAGCGGACAAAUCUGUUGGUAAGUACCAAAUAUGCGCUUAUAAAAUAGUUUAUCGGUGGAUUACCGGUGGAUUCCGAAUGUUAUGUUGGUAAUUCAUCGCUAUUAUUGUUAGAUUUAUAUUCGCCGGUAAAUCUGCUGGUUAUUCGCGCUUUUUUGUAGUAUUAUUUGUGGUAUAUAUUUUUAAACUCUGGACUCAUGUGUCACAUGGUCUAGGCUUCACGAGAUUGGUUUUUUUUUGUGUGUGUUAAAGAGACUUCUUUUUAUGUUUUGGUCUGAAGAAGUCCUGCUGUAUUCAUAUGAUUUGUAAAUUUUUUUGAUUGGGAUUGAGUUUGUAUUUGUAUUGAAUAUUGAUAUAUCUUGAAAUUUGAUCGGAGGGUGAAUAUUGAUAUAUUUUGUUGAA
Salvia hispanica is the source of this 2197-nucleotide messenger RNA. RefSeq names its product protein NUCLEAR FUSION DEFECTIVE 4-like. NCBI's taxonomy places the organism in Eukaryota, Viridiplantae, Streptophyta, Magnoliopsida, Lamiales, Lamiaceae. Gene Ontology annotation, molecular function: transmembrane transporter activity. The record is from RefSeq and is a predicted model, not a curated record. Gene Ontology annotation, cellular component: membrane.